UUUUCUUUUAAACUUACUGUGAGCCAAACAGACCAAAGCCUCUUGCCUUUUAAGAUAUUCAGGAGUGGAUCUGUAUGUGAUUUGCAAAUAUGCAUGGCAGGUAAUUGCUCACAACAAAGGGCAACGCAUGAGCCUGUGGGCUUCAGCUCAAAAACAAGAGUCUGUGGGGUCAGUUUUAAACAGCACAAACUGAGAAAUUAGAUGUGGGAAGUUACAUGAGCCCAAAGACUUUCAGAGCUGCCAACAAAAUAGCUUAAAACUGAGGUGUGUGGCAGCCAGAGAAUAGGUAGGGUGGUAUAAAGCCCUCUGCACUGCUUCAAACUAUAAAGACUGCAUCUCCCACCAGCUGACUAAUGGUGCUUUGUUUUAUUUCUUGGAUGACCAUGCAUGUUACAACUGCUGUGAACUAUUCUCCUGCUACAUAUGCAGGCUCUUUCAUGAGAGGUGACCAUAGCCAUGUAAGCGGUGCCUCCCAACCUAUGCGUCAGGGCAAUGCCCUACAGCUUGCUGCAUUAGAGAGACAAGUGUUCGAUUUCCUGGGAUAUCAAUGGGCUCCUAUUCUAGCCAAUUUCCUCCACAUCAUCAUCGUUAUCCUUGGCCUCUUCGGAACUAUUCAGUAUAGGCCACGCUACGUAGUGGUGUAUGCCAUCUGGACUGCCAUGUGGGUCACCUGGAACAUCUUCAUCAUCUGCUUUUACUUGGAGGUGGGAGGACUUUCUAAGGACAGCGAACUUUUGACCUUUAAUAUCUCCCAGCAUCAGUCAUGGUGGAGUGAAAAUGGCCCUGGCUGCGUAAGGAAGGAGGCUUCCAUGGCUGGCAUAAAGGGAUUGGACAGCCACUCUUACAUCUCUGUGAUUGGCUGUGCUCUAGAGUAUCGGUACAUUGAGGUCAUGCACAGCUCGGUCCAGAUUCUGGUAGCGCUGGUGGGCUUUGUCUAUGCCUGUUACGUUGUCAGUGUUUUUACAGAAGAAGAGGACAGCUUUGAUUUCAUUGGUGGAUUUGAUCCAUUUCCUCUCUACCAUGUCAAUGAAAAACCCACCAACCUUUUGUGCAAGCAGACAUAUCUGCCUGCGUAAGUGAGGAAGAUCCACAAGCUCGAUAAAUCUUUUGCACCCAGCAAUCAAAGGCGCUGCAAGAAAUGAAGCCAUCCUUGGUCUAGAUCUGUGGCAGAGGAAAUGCUAGGAUAAUGAAAUCCAUUCCACUUCAGUUUUUUUACACAAUGAAUGUACAUUGAUGAAUGGCCUCUAGGUUUAUUUUCAGUUUGUGAGUGUCCUGAUGAACCGUUAGUCCGUGGCCUGGCCUUGUUGACCCAUGGAUGGGACAGGCUUGGCUGAGAUGGACAAGUCCAACGGGAACCCUUCACGCUUUCUUGAGCAUCAGAGUUGAACAGCUGGGAACUUCUUCCUUCCACCAUGGAUCUAUAAAGAAUAAAGUCCUGCCAAUCCCAGUG
Messenger RNA from Mauremys reevesii (Reeves's turtle), 1450 nucleotides. RefSeq names its product sodium/potassium transporting ATPase interacting 4 (gene NKAIN4). The coding region runs from base 354 to 1076 and encodes 240 amino acids. The record is from RefSeq and is a predicted model, not a curated record. The transcript is spliced from 8 exons. Lineage: Eukaryota; Metazoa; Chordata; Testudines; Geoemydidae. Gene Ontology annotation, biological process: regulation of sodium ion transport.